GUUGUUGUUUUGUAUUUAAAGGUGAACAUGAUGGUUUUUUACAUUUUGUUGAUUCGAGUAAAGCAGCUACACCAGUAUCACGUUCUGGUGGUGCAUAUAUUUCAAUCUAUCAACAUCAAAACUAUUCAGGUUCAAUAACACCAUUAAGUUGUCAUUCUCAUCUAUUUGAAACAAUGCAUUUUGAAAGUUUAAAAGAAAAAUUAAAUAGAUUAUCAUACGAUAAAGCUGAUCUUGAUGAUCCAUAUAAUACAUCAUCGAAACAACAAAAUAUUAAUAUGAAUGAAGGACGUACAACACCAACAGCUAAUUCGGAAUUUUCAUCAAAAAAAUCAUCAAAAAAACCAGCACCUUUUGGUCUUGUUAAUAUUGUUCAAGAAGCAACACCUAUUUUUCCAGAUGAACAUUUAAUUAUUCCAUCAAUUGAUGAUUCACAAAAACCAACAGCAGUUCAACAAUUAGCUGAACAAACUUCUCAAAUACUUGAUGAUAUUCCACCUACUUGUGUUAAUCAAACACCUGUAGGUGAACGUUUUAUAAAGUCGAAAAAUAUUCCGGAGCAAGCACGUGCAUUAGCUCAUGCACUUAAACAUGCCGUUGUUAAUCCAAUAAAAAAAUCGAUGUCAAAAAAAAAAUCCUAUGAUACAAAUCCUCCUAUGGAACAACAAGUAACAAGUUCAUAUCAACCAUAUCUACAUUCAUUUUCUAAUCCAUCAUCAUUUUCUGAUCAACAACAAUUCAAUGAAAUAUCAGUUGAUUCAUAUGAAUCAACAAGUUUAAUCGCAUUAACACCACCACCAACAAAACCACCACGACAAAAUGAUGAAUCUGAUUCAUCAUCAUCAAUUAUUGAUGCUGCGACAAUACCGCCAGCAAAACCACCAAGACAUUUUUCUGUAUAUAGUAGUCAAAGUUUAAUACAUGAAACAGAUCAUGUUGUUAAAAAAAUUUUAAAUCUUGCGGAUACAUUUGGUGGUACUGUAUCACAAGAUGAUAAUGAUAAGAAUUUAUUACGUGAAACAUCAGCAUUAAAUACAAGUAAUGAACAAAUCCUAAAAAAUAUUGAAACAUUUUCUGUUGAACCAAGUCGGAUUGCAAUGAAUACUGAUACACCAAUAAUAAUCAAAACUUUUAAUUAUGAAAUUGAUAAACCAUUGAUAAUUAAAAUAUGUUCAUCGUCAUUAGAACAAUCUCUCGAUGAAAUACUUUCAAAUAAUAUUAUUCAUUUAGCGACGAAUAUAGCAAAAAAUAUUUUAGAAGAAAUUCAACGAGAUUUAAAAGAACAAAAUAAAGCAAUAAAUAACGAUCAAGUUGAAGAGCAACAAACUAAUAAAACGUCUUCUAAUAGUACUUCAUCAUUUCCGCAUUCUAUAAUUACAACUAAUAUAUCGCCUACUCAGUCUAUUUUACGUCCGUCAAUGCAUCUUAUACUAAAUUCGGAAUCUAAUAAUUCGACAAAUUCACCAAAACUAAUUUCACCAUUACGUGAAAUUGUUACACGAACAUCAACACCAUCAUUUAAAACUUCUAUAACUGUAGUUAGUACAUCACCAAGUUUAGUUUCAUCAACAAAUACAAUUACGAAUCUCGAUGAUGAACUAAAUAGUAAUCAGUCAGAAUCUGUUGAAUCUAUGACUAGUAAACAAAAUCAUUUAGACUCAAAGAUUAUGACAAAUAAUGAUAAUACAGUAUUUUUUUCACAAAAUACUUCUAAUACAACAUCAACUCAUUCAUUUCUAUCUGAUUAUGAUAAUUUACAUGAAUCAUACGGAAGUUCCUAUGAUGAUAAUCAACGAACACAAAUCACACCAUCUUCACUUCCUUUAUCAUCAUCGCCAUCGUCAUCAUCAAUGACUACUAUUUAUGAAAGUUUAGAAACUAUUUCAUCUACAACUACUCCAACAUAUGUAUCAGCAGUUAGUACAUUUGAUGCUGAUGGUACAUCAACACCAUUACAGCGUGUUAAUUCGGAUAUAAGUGAUGAUGAUGAUGAUGACGAUCACAAUACUAUUGAUAGAUUAUCAGAAGAUAAUCUCGAAACAACAUCACCAAUUGAAUCUUCCAUUGUUAAUGAAGGUAAAUAAAUUUAGAAAUAUCUCUAUUAACUCAUAGAAUUAAGACUAAGAAAACAACUUUUCUAGCUCAAAAUGAAUCGAGAAAUCAAUAAUGUAAGCAAAGAUAAAAAGCAUGAAACGAUUUUUUGAGAAUGAGUUUAUGCAUAUUAGAAAAAAAAAACAUAUAUAUUUAUCGCAUGUAGUUAAAAAAAAUUUAUAAAAUUUUUCUAUGCGCGAAUAAUAUUACAUAUAUUGCAUUAUGUCUGUGUAUAUAUAAAUGUUGAACAUAUAUACUCUAAGGGAAUGUGUGUGUGAUACGGUUUAUAAUAAAUGCUGUUGUUCGUUGCAUGUUUGUUUGUACUUAUUGUUGUAUUUCUUUGUCUAUGUCUAUAUAUCGUAUUUUCCUUCUUCUUCUUCUUUUUCUUCGUCUUCGUCUUCUCCUUUUUCAUCAUCAUCAUUCACUCCCGGCAUUGAGUAUGUGUAAACAAUAGAAAAUAAUCGAUCAUCAAAGUAAAGAAAAAAAAUGAAUAAAGACAAGACACUUUUUUCAUUGAAUGUUUGUCUUAUCGACUAACGUAGUUUUUCUUUUUUUAUUAUUAUUAUUGCACCUAUUUUCCUUCAUUUGCUUACGUGUUUGCAUGAUGACGGAUGGUCGUUUACCCUUCUUCUCCAUUUCUUAACAGCGC
Molecule: messenger RNA, 2737 nt
Organism: Adineta steineri
Lineage: Eukaryota; Metazoa; Rotifera; Eurotatoria; Adinetida; Adinetidae
Source: the annotation of a GenBank genome assembly